AACUGAGUCAGAAUGUAACAGCUAAACUCCAUAAAUAAAUUGUUCCUACUUUCACACGCUUUAAAAAGUACUUUCAGAAUUGACCGGUUGGUCUCUAUCAGAUCUUGGCCUCACUAAUAAAUUAUAAUCGUUCAUUUCCUUGACUCUCUUGCCAUUCCUAUUCUCUCUCAAAUCAAUUUCAAAAAUCCAGUUCCAGUACAAUUUCUCAUUCACUUACCUUUGUUCUUUGUCUAAUCUAAUUGAUUACCCCUCUUCCUUUCAGAUCUACUCUACCAUCUAUAUACCCAAAUUAUGACGGCUCUCAUGACCAACAUAGGAGCCUCAUCUUUCAACAACCGAUGCAGCUAUGAUGUGUUUCUGAGUUUCAGAGGUGAAGAUACACGCAUGAAUUUCACUAGUAAUUUGAAUGGAUUUUUGAAUAUGAUGGGUAUCAACACUUUCAUAGAUGAUGACCUGCCGAGGGGAGAAGAAAUUUCUGCCAAGCUUCUUGAAGCCAUUGAAUGUUCAAGAAUUUCGAUAAUUAUAUUCUCUGAAAACUAUGCAUCUUCCGCCUGGUGUUUGAAUGAACUUGUUAAGAUUCUUGAGUGUAAGAAAAAUGGUCAAAUGGUACUUCCGGUUUUUUAUAUGGUAGAUCCUUCAGAAGUGCGUAAUCAAAAAGGGAAGUUUAGAGAAGCUUUAGAGAUGCAUGAAGAAAAAUUCAAGAAUAAUAUGGAAAAGGUGCAAAGAUGGAGGGCAGCUUUAAGUGAAGCCGGUAGUUUAUCGGGUUUGCCCUACAAGGAUGAUUGUGCUCAAUUUGAAUUUAUCCAAGAAAUUUAUAAAGUGAUCUCAAGUGCUAAAUUAAGUUGCGCGAAAUUAUUUGUUGCAAAAUAUCCAGUUGGGAUAGAUAAUCGUUUAAAGGACGUCAUAAAUCGGUGUUUAGAUAUUCAUUCAAAUAGUUGUUGCAUCGUAGGGAUCUAUGGCCUUCCUGGAGUGGGUAAGACAACAAUUGCAAAAGCUAUUUUCAACACAAUUCAUUAUAAUUUUGAUGGAAGCACCUUUCUAGAGAAUGUUAGAGAACGGUCGAAGACAAAUGAUGGCAUACUCCAACUACAAGAGAAACUUUGUUAUGAAAUCUCAGGGAAUAGAAAUUUGAAGGUGGGGAUAUCUAGAGGAAUCAAUGUGAGAAUCAAAAGGCUUCAUCGUAAGAAGAUUCUUGUAGUUCUUGAUGAUGUGGAAAAAUUGGAUGAAAUAGAUAAAUUGCUUGAAAAUUAUGAUUGGUUUGCUUCUGGAAGUAGAAUCGUUAUAACAACAAGAGAUAGACGCUUGCUAGAUACUCUUCCAAAAGAUUGGCAUGUAACGUACUACAAGGUUGAGGAACUAAAUGAACAUGAAGCUCGUGAGCUUUUUGUUAAACAUGCCUUUGGAAGAAAUAAUGCCAAGGAAGAAUAUUUUGAACUUGUUGACCAAUUUAUACAUUAUGCCAAAGGCCUUCCUUUAGCUCUAAAAAUAAUUGGUGCAAAUUUGUAUAAAAGAACUAAACGUGAAUGGAAAAGUGCAUUAGAGAAAUAUAAAAUAAUUCCUGAGGGAGCUAUUCAAGAAAUACUCAAAAUAAGCUAUGAUGGAUUGGACCAAGCUCAACGGGAUAUUUUUCUUGAUAUUGCAUGUUUCCUUAAAGGAUUCCACAAGAAUCGUGUUGUAGAUAUACUAAGCAGCAUCAAUUUCUAUGAACCAGAUUAUGAUAUUAAAAGACUAAUUGAGAAGUGUCUCAUAACUGUUACUGAAGAUGGCGAAUUAUCGAUGCAUGACUUGAUUCAACAAAUGGGUUGGGAAAUUGUUCGAGAAGAAUCACCACAAGCGGUCAAGAAACGUAGCAGGUUAUUGUGUUAUGAGGAUGCUUGUGAAGUAUUAAUUGAAAAUACGGGGUCAAAUGAAAUUCGAGGCAUAACGGUGCAUUUGCCUGAACCAAAAAACAUGCGGUUGAAUCUUGAAAAGAUGAAGAAUCUAAAAUACUUAAAAGUUCGUAAUGUAAUUUGUGAAGACCUGGAAUUUCUUCCUAAUGGGUUAAGGUUACUUGAUUGGAAUAAAUUUCCUUUAUCUUCCUUGCCAUCCACCUUUGAACCUAGAAACCUCGUUGAACUCAACAUGCCAUGGAGUCACAUUGAAUUGGAUGAGCAUUUUGAGAGGUGUCGGUUCGAAAAAUUGAAAUAUAUGGAUUUCAGUUUUUGUAAAAAUAUUACAAAAAUACCUGACUUAUCGGUGAUUGCCCCAAACAUAAAGGAGAUGGAUUUUAAUAAAUGCAUAAAUUUAGUUGAGGUACAUCAGUCCAUUGGACUUCUUGAAAAGCUUGAAGCGUGGUGUCUCAACCAAUGCCAAAAUCUUAAAAUUUUACCAAGAAACCUCCAGUUAAAAUCUCUUGAAUGUUGUUCGCAUCUCUAAUUUACAAAAUCUUAGGCGGCUCUGGAUAUCUGAUUGUGAAAAUUUACCAAGAGCUAUGUAUACUCCGGUUUGCUUCCCCAAAUUAAAAUCUUUAUUUAUCAUUUCCAGCAACAUCACUACUCUCCCUGAAAUUGCUAACAUAUUUCCGAAAUUAAAGCAUCUUGUUAUUCACUGUUGUUGUAACUUACGAGAAAUUCCAAGACUUCCACCAUGUAUACAACUUGUACAAACAGAAGGGUGCAGUUCGUUGAAUUCACAAUCAAGAAGAAGAUUAUUGAAUCAGUUUGGAAAAAUUAUAGGUCUUCCACAAAGUUUAGUAUGUGCAAGGAGGAUACAUCAUCAGCAUUUUGUAUCUGAAGCUAACUUUGAAUCAGAAUCAGAAUUUGAUUUUGAUGAAGCUGCAUCUGAAACGGGCUCUUUAUCUGGAACGGAUUCUAAUCAUGAAACGGACAACAAAUCUGUAUCGGAAUUUGAACUCGAUGAAGCUAUAUCUGAAACGGACUCCACAUCUGAACUUGAUGAUGAAGAUGAUAGAGAUACAUAUAACCUUACACUUCCAGGAACUAAGAUUCCAACGUGGUUUAACCACCAAAGUGUUGGAAGUUCCGUAUCAUUCAGGAUCGGUCGGAAACUUCCAUCAGUUGCUUUAUGUGUUGCUUUCAAUGUGGAACGGAAGGAUAUUCUGUCAGAUCCAUUGGAAUCGUUUGAUUGUUCUGCCUAUCUUUCAUUCUAUGGUUUUGAAGAAUUGCUUGAGUCUCACAAAAUUUUUAUGGAUUCAUCAUUAUCUUUUAUGUGGUUUUGCUUUAUCAGAGCAAGAGUAUUGAAAAGAAUAAAUUUAGAUGAAUGUAAUGAUGUUAAGCUUCGAUGUGAAUUUUCAGAUUGUAAUCCUAAAUUAGCAAAAGUUUCCAUAGAAAGCUGCGGGGUGCAUGUAGCAUGCAUAUGUCCUCCCCUUCAGAUUUCUGAUGUAGAUGAAAGAUUGAGAAUGUUUUGAAGCAGAGUUGAGGUCCUGCUCCACCCCCUCAAGCAAAUGCGCAUCAAAUUCUCAAAAAACCAAGAUGCCCAUUGCCCUCUCUGUGAGAUAGCAGAAGAUUCCCUAUUACAUCUAUUUCAAACCUGUCCCCUACGCCAAAGGAGUAUGGUAUUGUGGUGGUUUUCGAGUCGAAAUGAUCCAAGCUCACUCUGUUAUGGAAUUUGUUGAACGUAUAAUUGACCCCCCAAGUGAGUUACUUGUUGAAAGAAUUCCCAAAGAUAACUUCACACUGUAUGCAGUAGUGGCAAUGAAAAUACUUUGGGUGGCACGAGAGGAAGCUUUGUUUUCAAACACUAAAGCCAGCAUAAAUCAGUUAGCCUGUCAUCUAAACAAACAGUAUGACUUUUACUUGAGAUCACUUGGGAUUCCAGGGGUAACUGAAGAGCAAACCAGGGGAAGUAUUUGGAUGAGUCCACUUCAGCAAUGGGUAGCAACAGUUUUGACUAUGUGGCAAGAUGUUGUGCAAUAAUGUAGGCAUAGCCUUGCAAAAUGGGCCAAGAUGAAACAAGAAGGGAUACUGUCCCCUUGUAAAUGAGAUGCUGACUUCAAUCCAUGUCUGCUAUGCUAUGGAAGAUUCUUGAUUCAACUACUAAGAAACUUGCCAAGAUUCUCCUUAUGAUUCUGUUCAAUUUAUAGAAUGGUCUCCUAGUUAUUGCCUUCCUGCCUUUACUAAAAGCUAAUCUUCUUGAUAUGAUUACUAUUUGGACUCAGCCUUUUCAAAGGCCAGCUAAUCUGGUAUGUCAUGUUAGCUGCUGGCAGCUUGAGCAUGGAAACAGGAUAUUGUAGUUGUUACAAUGUGGCUAUCAGGGGUGUCUCUGUAUUGUUUCUCCAAAAUCUGAUUUAGGAGGUCUAGGCCUAUGCUUAUGGCCUAAGUGGAAUCUCCAUUGGUAGGAGCUUCAAAAUUAGAAUCUUCUAGUGUUGAGAGCAUCCCUCUCAAGUCUUGAACUCUAAAGCUUGGUUUUAUUUUAAAGAAAAAACUUGGGUCUUCUUCGUUAAGAAAAGCACUUUGCGUUUGCGCAGACCAACAAUCCCAAAGCAAAGCAAAGACUCAGAGACACAGUGAGAGAGAGAGAGAGAAUCCAAAGCACUGUAAAUAACCCAGAAAGCAUCAAUCAGCAAAAAAGUGGCAGAUGAUGCGGCGGUGGAGGUCUCUGUACCCGAAUGCACCACCAUUCCCUCCGGUGACGACUCGAUUUGGGCUGACGUGUCGCCUCUUCCUGAAUCCGCAUGCUAAGGUCCUACUCUCAUCUUUAUUAGAUAAUAAAGAUUGUGGCCAAAUCUGUGUUUGAAGCUAUGACUUAUGAGCUAUUGGAAUGUUGGUAAUAAUGUUUUCAUUGCCAUAAAGCAACCAAGGAGCCAGACAAUCUGCUAUGUCAUGUUAGCUGCUGGCAGCUUGAGCAUUAAUGGAAACAAGAUAUUGCAGCCGUUACAAUGUGGCUAUCAGGGGCGUCUUCGGUACAAAACUUGGAAUAAUUACAAUGGCAUCUCCAGCCUUAUUGAAUCAUUAACUAGGAAACAAUAAUGGAGGUGAAUUGUUCAAAUAACAAAAUACAUGUUUUCUGUGCGGAUAAAUAUACCCACAUAUGGCAACAAUUCCAACAGAUUAAAAGGAGACUGGGUGGAGAUGUGUGAUAAAGACCAUUUCAACUGAAAAUCCCCAACUCAUCACUACUAUAUUCAAUGCUUUUCCCGCUGCAAACUUUGACUUGUUGUCUUGUUUUCAAUUCUUAGUCGGUAAGACUGGAUUGCUGCUUGCACCUGUUCUGUUGUCUCUGAAUUUGUUGUGACAAUUGAAACUAUUAGAAAAGGAUUUGUUACUGUAAUGAUGGGUGGUAUUAGAAAUGAAACUAUACAUUAUCUCCAUUUUUACUUUCUAGGUGAAACCUUAAUUUGUUACUGUCUCUGCCUCUACCCACUGUUUUGUAUCCCAUGAAACAAACUAUGAAAUUGAAUAAAUAUGGACUCUUCUGUAGCUUUCUUUUCCUCAUCAAUGAUUCAUAUUCCAUGCCUUCCUCACCUUUGUCUAUUAUUUUGCUAUGGUAUAAAAAGGUAACAACUAAAGAGAAAAGCAGACUAAAGUGAUUUAUCUAACUAUAAUAAGAAAUGGUAAAGAGUUUUGAUUAUAUAUUGCUAAACCCCAAACAUAAUAAAUUGCAUACUAUUUUAAUGCAAAAGUUAAUCUUGCAAUUCACAUGCAAUUUAUCUUAGAAGAUAAGAUAAUGUAAGAGUUGUGGGCUUGUAGCCAUUUAAUCCCCAUGUGAGACUUCGUAGGUUGAACCUCGCAACCAUUCAUCAUCCCUGCUAUAGUGCAUUUAACCAAUUACUUCACAACAGGUCUUGAGGCCUUGAUGGGUCCACUACGUAUGCUCAGUUACAGCAGGAGCGAUGAACUGCAAGAAGGGUUGUCUAAUUAUGAAAUCGAUACUAUGUAAAAGGCCAAAUUUCCAACAGGAUAACUUGACUAUUGAUGAAGAAAGUGUUAAGUUACCUUGGGUUAAGUAGUUGAGCUUGCCCAACAAUGGAGAGUGUAGUAAGGGGCUUGCGGUCAAACAAACUAGUUUUCUAACAUAUUGGGAGAGUGAUAAGAAGAUUUUUGCAAUAUUUGGUUAAUUGGAACAAGAAGAUUACUACCACAUGUUUCAGGGGCAAUUAAGUGCAAACACUUGUUUGGAGAUGUUAAAUGAGGUUAAUGUGUGUCAUGUGGAGGCAUUGGUGUUUGUCAUGGUCCAGAAUAGCAAGAAGUUAUGCUGCCACUAAGUGUACUAUUGUUUCAUAUAAUUAUAGUGUGAAAACACUGUUUACCAUAGUGAGGACUUGCAUACAUGACCACAACUGCAAUUUCAUAAGUAGGGGUUGAUUAAUAAUUCUUUUCCUGUAAUUUUUGGUAAUUAAAUCCCAAAUUAUGUAAUUGGUGUACAUGGGUAUUGUUAUAAUUUAAGGUGUAAUUAAAAAUUGUGAAAUGCAUUUCUGUAUUUGUAAAGCUGUAAUGCAAAAAAUUGCACGCAAACAGCUCAUGUACCCCAUUGAUUAGGCUACAUAUGUAACAGAACAAAUGUCCAAAUGUUGUCAUGUAGAUUUCUGACACAAUUUAUUUGCCUUGUGAUGAUUCAUUUUCUGGAGAAGCAUAACCAUGUCAAUUAUAUUAUCAAUCCUCUUGCUAGAGUUAUAUUUGUUAUGCUAUUUAUUUGAGAUUUUUUUUUUAAAAAAAAAAAUUUUGAAUUGAAUGUUGCUAAUAAUUUGUGUAAUCCACUACGUAGAGUUGCAUCCUUAGGGAACAGGUAAUAUAUAAUGAUCCUGUGUUGAAAAUAGGAUUGCCAUGGAAAUGUAUCCUACCCUAUCUAUUAGUGUCAUGGUAAUUGAGUAACAAGUUAACUAUUUAAAUUUUAGUUCCAAAUGCUUGGAUUCUGAAUAAAUUGGAUUUUCCAGUGAAUUGUACUUGGCAUGUUGUCAAAGGAUUAUUGAUGUCUUCAAGGGGUUAAUGCAAAUGUUCUUAUCAAUGUGUCUCAAUCUGCACUAUAUCCUACUUGUUGCUAAUUGAAAGAACAAAGUGUUUAACUUUUGGAUUCUAUACCAUUGUCGGUACAUCAAGGCUAGGACAAAGUUGGUAUGUAUUACUACACAAGAUGCACCUACACCUGUCGUAUAUGCACAAACUCAUGCCAUAUAUCCUCUAUAGUAGUCAUACAAAUAAAGUACAUGCAACAAGUAAUUUAUGGCUAUAAGUCGUGAUUUUUACAUCCCUCCCAUGUUUGUAUGAGGAGGUUCAACACACUCAAUGAUACCAUAUGUUGACAAACUACAAUUCAUAUAAUUAUUAAGAGUGCUCAACUUUCCAUAUUUCAAAUAUAGAAAUAGAAGAUCAAAUUUCUAUUUGAACUUGCCUCCAGAAACCUAGGAAACAAGAAAAGUUUGUCUUAUAAAGAGGUUAGUGUACUCUCUAUUUUGUAAAAGUAGCAAGUACAUGAAAAGAAAAGGUAAAGAGUUGAUACAAAUGACUCCUACAUAUUUUGUAAUUGGUUUUGUAAAAUAUAGAAUGUGUCAAUGUUUAAUUUUGACAGUGUAGGUGUGUGUGUAUACAAAUACAAGUUUGGGCAUGUACAGAACGUCAUUGAUAUUGGUUUGCACGAAACAUUUGCAACAUGAAGAUGUCAAUAAUUGGAGGUUCAUAUCCAUGGAUACACCUCCAAAAUUCCAAUACAAGAUAAAUUCAUUUAAGAGAGUUUAGUAACCACGGAGACCAUGAUUCAACCGUCAAAUAUGAGCAGUUGGGUUAAGUGUGUUAAUUCUGAUCCACCUUCAACCAUAUUGCAAUUGGAGGUGCCAUGUUGGGAACUUGAGCUUAUAGCUUGGUUACUAGAAGAAGAAUAAAUUUGAAGUUGACUUGGAAUAAAUGCCCACAUCACGAUCAUCAUGUAGUUCUGCUGUGAUCAGCUUGUUGUGAGCAGUCCUCUAAUCAAGGGCAGGAUUAGGUGCAAUGCAAUGGGGCAGCCUAGCCUUGGCAGACAACUUUUGCUAUGUCAAGAUUGGUCGGUUCCUGUCAUGGUUGAAGGAUGUGGCAAAUGAAAAUCUAAUGGGUUAGAGGUUAUGCGAGGGCCAUUGGAGCAACGUUGCUGCAGAACUUUGGGCCUUAGAGGGAUGGGAUUCACUUAUGUAUUUCCCUCAAAUUGCCGGCAGUGGAAAUUGAGCUAGAUGCAAAGCUGGUUGUUGAUCUCUUGAAAAAGGAAGUUGGGAACCCAAAUGGUAAUGAUGCUUUUGUGGCUAACUGUAGAGAAGGAUUGAAGGAGAUUUGUCUAGUUAGAGUUCAACAAUGCUACCGAGAAGCCAACAAAUAUGCUGAUGCACUAGCUAAAAUGGGAGCCCUUCUAUCUCAGGAUUUUGUUGUUUUUGUAGAGCCCCCAUCAGAUGUAUGACCGUCAUGUUUACUCCUUUUGGAGGUUGCUUAGUUGUUAAUGAUAAUUUCCUUUCCACCAAAAAAAAGAAAAAGAAAAAAGAAAAUCUAAGUGGCAUGACACUUGUUUUAUUUGUAAAUCUAGAGAUUGGUGCAAGGUACAUGCUGGUUGUUAGCAUUGGCUUAUUACUACUGUUAUUAGGCUUUCCAUUAAGGAGGCCUUUUUAAAUGUGGUACAGAGAGGGUACUGGUGAUUUUGGUCUUCACAAAUGGCACAGCUGUAUUGACAUUUAUUGGUUGAACUCUACUAUUAUAUUGUUCAUCAGAAGCAUCAGCAGCAAGUUGAAAUUUUUUUGCAUCAAACAGGAGGAUAGGAGGUUGUCUCUCGAGCAGCAGACACACAAAGAUGAAAGCUUGACUACUUUGUUUUUGUUUUGGUUUGGUUUUAUUUAUUUUUCCUGGUUUUGGCUGGAUUGAUGUAUAGAUACAAACUUGGGGUUUUAUGAUGUAAUUAACAAGAACACUAUUUUACUUCUUUGAUAGUACAUUAGUACUAAUAGAACAGUAGAUUUACUAUU
Molecule: messenger RNA, 8911 nt
Organism: Quercus robur (English oak)
Lineage: Eukaryota; Viridiplantae; Streptophyta; Magnoliopsida; Fagales; Fagaceae
Product: TMV resistance protein N-like
Exons: 18
Coding region: 292-2415 (707 amino acids)
Biological process (GO): defense response; signal transduction
Molecular function (GO): ADP binding
Source: RefSeq, a predicted model, not a curated record